AUGAAGGUAUCAACGGAAAAGCCGCAGCGCAAAAUAUCGAGUGUCAACUUCCGAAAUAAAACUCGAAUUCUAAUAAUGAUUAUUGGGCUGAUUUGUGUGACAAUUGCUCAAAUGAAUUCCCUAACAUUCAAUUUCUCAGUUAUUUGCAUGGAUGAUCUGAAGAUUGCAAAUUCAACAGAACUUCAUUGGAUUCACGAUCAAUCCAAAAUAUCGGCAUUAUUCUCGGCAACCGGAAUUGGAGCUUUCAUCGGUCUCCUUCCAGCUGUGCCGUUGUUGUCCAAAUUUGGUGUCAGAUACAUUCUUACUAUUUGUGGAGCUUGUUCUGCUGUUGGUACAUUAUUAUUUCCUGUCGCAGUGGAUGCACAUUUCUAUUUUGCCUUCUUAUGCAGACUUCUACAAGGCCUUGGCAUCAGUAUUAUUUUCUCUGUCAUCGGAAUAAUUCCAGUCUACUGGGCGCCAAAUAUGGAAAUGGGAACAUUCUUAGCCAUUCUUUCUUGCGCACUUCAAUUCAGCAAUAUCAUUUGCAUGCCGGUGUCUGGAAUUUUGUGCGAGUCAUCAUUCGGAUGGCGAUCGAUAUACUAUUCAUUUGGAGUUGUCACCAUUAUAUUUUAUGCAAUCUUCUUUUGGUUUUACGCUGAUGCUCCGAGAGUUCAUAGAAAUGUAUCCGAGAAAGAGCUGAGUCGAAUAGAGAACGGAAAAGGAUCCCAACAACGAGAAGCAGUUCCCUACAUCGCAGUUAUGACAGACCUCACAGUUCUCAUGUGUUGGCUGUCAGCUUUUGGCGGCCACGUCGGCUUCUAUCUCCUCAUUCUUUACGGCCCAACGUAUCUCAGAGAAGUACUUCAUUUCGAUGUGACAUCUACUGGAUUCGCCAGCGCGCUGCCAUUCAUAUUUUCCGCAAUUGUCAAAGCAUUAGCUGGACCACUUUCUGAUCGAUUAGUGUUUGUUUCGGAAAAAGCUCGAUUUACGAUCUGUUUGAUAGUUUCCCAAUUUGGUAUGGCUGCGGCACUUGUCGUCAUGGCUCUCACAACGAAUCGGACUGUUGCACAAAUUGCUUAUACGUUAGCAAUAACAGCAUCAGGAUUAAAUGUAAUGGGCUUGCUCAAGUGUUGCCAAAUAAGAGCCUGCCAGCAUGUUCAUUUCGUCAUAGCGUUCAUCUCAUUUUGCGUAUGUGUCAUUCAAUUCGACAACUCACCUGAUCAGUGGUCUCGUCUCUAUAUAAUAGUUGCAAUUCUCGUCGUCGUCACCAAUAUUCCGUUCCCAUUCUUCACUUCAGAUCAACCGGCCGAAUUCACAAAAACGAAGAAUGCAAAGGAGCAAGAUAUCAGCGUUUAA
Messenger RNA from Caenorhabditis bovis, 1335 nucleotides. The record is from the annotation of a GenBank genome assembly. Lineage: Eukaryota; Metazoa; Nematoda; Chromadorea; Rhabditida; Rhabditidae.